Molecule: messenger RNA, 1070 nt
Organism: Lactuca sativa (garden lettuce)
Lineage: Eukaryota; Viridiplantae; Streptophyta; Magnoliopsida; Asterales; Asteraceae
Source: RefSeq, a predicted model, not a curated record
CUUUUAUUUUUUUCUCUCUUGCCUACUCUCUUUCUCUCUCUUAAACGAUAACAGUUCAUUUUUGUUUUAUAUUUAUAUUUAUUUAUUAUAUUAUUUUCUUGAAAAUAUAUGGUUGUAAUUACCAUGCUACCCCUGUCUCCUCGGUCCUCACUUGGGGAUAUUGCUGGAAGAUUUGGAUUCUUGUUGAGUGGAAUUUCUGGAAAAUUUGGAGUUUUUAUGUGCUGACCUGGUGGAUCCUCAUGCAAGGUACAAUGGACCACUCACGUAGACAAUUGCCGCCAAUGGCGCCACAUAAGCGAAAAGUGAGAGAUGAAACGUUUGACUUUCUUAAGCCGUCAAGGCCGAUAAGACCACCACCACCACCGCCACCAUCAAAGCUAGCCAAGCCGAAGGCGAAGACUGUUGCUCCUCGAUCCACGGCCCCAAUUAAACCAUCAUCCAAACCCUCUGUAUCUUCUCCGGCUCAGGCGCCGGCCAAUAAUAACAUACUCCUAGCUGGAUACUUGGCUCAUGAGUACCUCCACAAAGGCACAUUAUUCGGCCAAUUAUAUACUCCGGCUCCACCAGCUUCUCCGGCGGCCAGUUCAGCCGGUUCUAAGACAACGAUACAGCCGAGUUCUGGUUCUCUUAAUCGGGAAAGGGGAAAGGCUGUUGAGCUGAAGCCGAAGCUGAAGCCAAAGCCAAGCGAGAAGAAACGUAUUCACGAGCCGCAGCUGGUCAAGAAUCAAAGGUACGCCGACGUGUCCCAGCUGCUAAAAGAUGGGGUCCACAUACCGGGCAUUGUUAACCCAUCACAGCUUGCUCGUUUCUUGCAUCUAUAAUGAGUUUAAAUCAUCAUUCGUAAGGGAUUUAAUUUAAGUUUUCGAUAAAUUAUAAUAUUUACGUAUAUAGUAUAAAAGAUGUUAUAUUUAGAAAGCAAGAACAUCUAUAAGAUGAUGUUUAGACCUUGAGGUUUUGCAGGUGAUUAUUCGGUACUGAAUAGUGAAUAAUCAGAACUCAGAAGCAUGUAAUAGAUAAAACAUGUUGCAUAUGGAUAAUGUUUAUAUACAUAACUGCAUGUUUCAUAAUUA